AUGUCGGGAGCGGACUCUGAUCCCGAUUUCGAAUUCCUCGAUAGUUCACAUUUACCCUUUGAGACAACCUAUAGUCCAAACAACCUCUUCGAGGAAUUCUCACACGACUCACCCCCUUACUAUUCAGCAUAUGCAACACCAAGUGUUGCGGGCCACAAAAGUCCUGAACAACCAUCGUUCAUUAACACGACGAUACUGCAGGCGCCUUUGUCAGCUCCAUCGACAGCCUCACCGGCUGGCUCGUCCCAAAGCUCUACUUCCGAUUCGAUGGAAUAUAACAGAAAGUCUAGUUCGGAUUCGUCACGAUCUGCUUUGAAUUCAGGGGCCGCAAUGAUUGGGGAUGACGUAGACAUGGGAGAUUGGAAGGGCGACGAUAUGAUCAAAGGGGAGAGCAUUUCGACUUUUGAUGACUACCCUGGAAAUGGAACCAUCAAUCCGUCAGCAAUGAUUAACAAUUUUGGGUUCAAUGACAAGAGCAUGGAAAAUGAUUUCGACUUCGACAGCGCGUCGAGUAGCCCAAGUCCUUUUGCGAUAACAAUGGAUAUGGAAUCACCAGAAAUGCCGACUAUCAAGCAUGAUACCCCGCGCAAGAUAUCACCAAUCGUUAGGAAAAAGUUCAGGAAUCAUAACAAAUCAAAUUCUCAACAUUCCGCAGUACACUCUACAAAUGGAUAUCAUAUGGGUUCACGGGAAACGUCGCCCUUGUCCGCAGCAUCGACAAGUCAAGCGUCGUCCCCUGCACAUAACUUAUUCACCAACUCUCCGUCGCCCAAUGCUGGGCUUGAAUUUAUGUCUGGCGCAAUGCCCAGUGGGGCUCAUGGUCUUCCUCCUUGGACAAAUAGCAUGGAUUUACCUCAUAACAUGAUGAGAACUCAAGUCCAGUUUAAUACCAUGUCAUUCCAAAACACGCCUCAAUACAAGGGCCGCCAGAAUCCGGUUGCAUCAUAUACGAAGCCGAUUUUGACAUUACACCCCACACCAUUGAAGUCGCGCGUUGAGACUCAGAUCCCCAUCAAAAUGACACUUUUCCCUGUUCCCCAAGGUGUUACCAAGCUCCAUCUUCCAACACAAACUAUUUCGAAACCCAAACUUCUCGUCAAACCUCCCCCCGAACGCUCGCCGGACACUUUGGAGCUUUAUACCAUGUUGGUCUGUUCUAGUGCAAUGGAAAAUCCCGAGAUUCUCCGAAAGGCCUUAGAAAGAGCGGCGGCGCCUGAAGAUUCUCCAAGUCACUCGUCGGACAGUGGAUCUGAUGAAGAUGAUGAAAGAAAACCGUUGAACGGGGGCGAAGUCUUGAUAUGUAGUGGCUGCAUUACACGUGAGAGGAAAAGGGCUGCUCGAAAGAAGAUAAAGAAGGUCGAGGAAGAAGAAUCAUGGCAUAAAGACGAGGCCAAGCGAGUCAUCGUAUUCAAUACUCACGAAAUCAAGGACUGGCAAUCGCCCACAAGUCAACCACCAUCGGAAGCCACUGGUGACCGGCCUGAACCUAUCGUACCUGAUGGUGCCAUGCAAGUUGAUGCUCCGAUGCGAAUCGCAUGUUAUUGUCGACAUCAAAAUGAAAAAAUUGGAUUUCGAGUUAUUUUUACUAUCAAGGACUAUCAAGACCGCCUGGUUGCACAAGCUAUCACCUCUUCGAUUAUGAUUACAGAUGAUCACAAGACGCAUAACUUAUUACCCAUUUCUGGGCAGGUGUCUGGUGCGACCGAUGGACAAAUAUAUCCAGGUUCGACUCCGUAUUCGAAUGAAAGAAACUUUGAUAUGGCGUCUGGUCCUGUUCCCGGUAUGCCUCCUUUCCGUGUUUCACCAUCCGCGCCGGAUCUUCAGAGCCUACCACAGAAUUUCAUGCCAUACCCACAGCCAGUGACUUAUCCAGCACCUAAUCCACCUCAAGCAAUUUCUACUGCGAUCCCAACUCGGCAGAUAUCGCCACAAGCAUCGCCUUUGACCCCAUCUGGCGCUCCAUUGUCUAAAAAACGCAAGGCCAGUUCUUCUGGUAAGGUUCCCACUGGUUUAGCAAUGACUAAAUUAGAGACCGGGCAGCUGGGGAUGAGCGUUGGACCACAUGUUUCUACCAACGCCACCACUUCUGCUAUACCAUCACCAUUUACACCAAAUCUUCCAAAUUUCCCACCAAAUGAGCACCCAUUCUGUCAGCCUGUUCCAGUGCAACAAUUUCCGUCGCAUUUCAACACAGGUCCUCCUACUCCGAAUAGCAAUGAUCAAUUAUUUAUCCCGCAUGGCCAUCGACCUCAAUCAACGGACAAUUUGGUCAUGCAUCAACUCUUUUCGGCGCCUCCUUCAGCGCAUCCUAGCCGCGCCCCGAGUCCGAAUGGUAUGCGCAAUAAUGUCCAAAUUUAUCAGCAACAGCAGCAGCAAGCUCAGAUGGCACAAGCUGCGGCCAAUGGAAUAUAUGGCAUGCCCAUGAGUCUGAGCCCACAGCGGCCACCUGUGAUUCAUAAACUGAUACCAAACGAGGGACCGAAGGCUGGAGGAAUAGAAGUUACCUGCUUGGGUAGUGGAUUUUCUCAAGGGUUGGAAGUCAUGUUCGGUGAUGCUAAAGCAACAACGACGACAUUCUGGGGUGAGACGUCUUUAGUAUGUCUUUUGCCCCCGUCUGCCAUUGCCGGUACCGUGUCGGUCACGUUCACACACCAGCAUCAACAAAGGCAGCAAUAUCCAACACCACCAAUGCCAAAACAAACGGCAUUCUUCAAAUAUGUUGAUGACGAUGAACAACAGAUCAUUAGAACAGCUCUAGCCGUAUUAGGUCAUAAGAUGACCGGCAAAAUGGAAGACGUGCGUGAUCUUGCUAGAAGAAUUGUGGAUGGUCCUUGGGGAGCACCAUCAGGCCAAUCUCCGCCGAGCGGAGGUGGAUCCUCACAACAUGGUGGCGGAUUCAAUGCGGCAAGUUUUGGCGUCGAUGUUGAAGCGACACUAUUGAGAUGUCUGGAUCUUAUUGAUCUCGAUGAUAGUCCGACCAAGCCGCGAUUUAACCUACGUAGAACCUCUGGGCAAACAAUGCUUCACCUCGCUUGUUCAAUGGGACUUCACCGCUUCGUCGCUGCUUUAUUGGCACGAAACGUGAAUUGCGAACCACGAGACAAAGGUGGAUUCACGCCUAUGCACUUCGCUGCUCUUCAUAACCACCCACAAAUUGUUCGACGACUCAUCCUCAGUGGUGCCGAUCCAUUGAUUAGAAGUCUCCAAGGAUAUGCUCCUGCAGAUAUGACAGCUUCCGAGGAAGUCCAUCGUGCCAUUCGCAGAGUGGAACAUCAUUCAAGGAGACGAAGUGGUUCUUCAUUGAAAAGUAGAACCAGCAGUGCCACAUCAUUACGAUCAUUAUGGCAACCGCCAAAUGCAGAGAUACCUAAUGAAAGUGGCAUCAGCGAUAGUGACGACGAGGAUAGCAACGAAUAUGAGGACGAGGACGCCGAUGUUGAAACCGAGGCUGACGGUGCAUUCUUGAUGCGGAGUAGGCAAUCUAGGGGGUCAACUGCAGGGAAAAUAUCGAAUGAUGCUAUUGAAGCAACUAAAACCCCUGUUUUGGAACUUCCUGAGGUCGAAGCAGAUGAAGGAUUGGCGUCUCCAACAUUAGCCAUGACCGCAAUCCGAGACCAGAUGUUCGCGCAAUUCACACAAUUCACAGCUCAGAUGCAGCAUCUACAACAAAGCUUCCACAAUGGUAUGCAUCUUGGUCUCCCAACCCUACCUCAGAUGCCUCAAAUGCCUCAAAUGCCUACUCUUGCAAACCUUCCAGGGUACCAAGCUUAUCUACCAAGCCCAAUGGCCCGUCGCAUCGCCAGCCGUCCGGACAGUCCUAACCGUCAAGAGGGCGCCAAGGAACAAGGUAACAAAUGGUGGGAUCUUUUCUCCGGUAACGUAGCUGCUGCACCACCCGCGUACGAAGACAUCUUCCCACAAAAUGAUAUGGAUGUGAAACGAGCUUCCGCAGAACAGGCAGUUGCGGACACCAUCGCAGACAACAAAUGUACUCAAGUCUUCGAUCAAAUGGAAACACAGGUUGAAGCAGCGACAUCUGUAGUCCACGCAGAAAGUUCAACAGCUGCUAUGAUUAGGAGACCAAUGCCUAUGGGCACCCUUAGAAUCGGCGGAAAGGAAGUAGUUACGGUGGAGCAACAGAACCAAAUACAAUUGCUACGUCAAGCGAAAUUGAAGAGGGUUAGGAGUGAUAGGAAACUAUUUCUUAUCUGGAUCCCCUUACUCCUCGUAAUGAUGCUCGCUACAUUCCACACUCGCAUCCCUGCUGUUUGGUCCCGUGCAUCUUAUGUUUUCAACUCUCUCACAGAUCGAAACCAAAAUCAGGGGCGUGUGAUGGAAGUAUCAUAA
Molecule: messenger RNA, 4347 nt
Organism: Sclerotinia sclerotiorum 1980 UF-70
Lineage: Eukaryota; Fungi; Ascomycota; Leotiomycetes; Helotiales; Sclerotiniaceae
Exons: 3
Coding region: 1-4347 (1448 amino acids)
Biological process (GO): regulation of transcription by RNA polymerase II
Cellular component (GO): nucleus
Molecular function (GO): protein binding; double-stranded DNA binding; transcription coregulator activity
Source: RefSeq, a predicted model, not a curated record